Solanum lycopersicum (tomato) is the source of this 675-nucleotide messenger RNA. The record is from RefSeq and is a predicted model, not a curated record. Lineage: Eukaryota; Viridiplantae; Streptophyta; Magnoliopsida; Solanales; Solanaceae.
AUGGCAGCUGAUAUUUGUGCAGAUCAUCCAAAUGCUUUUUGGGACAGGAAAAAGCAUAUUGUGACUUUGCCCUAUGAAGAUUCUUUUUCUGAAUCAGAUACUCCUACAAAAUCUCGCCCCUAUCAAAUGAAUGCAGAAUUAGUUGUUUUCUGUAAAAAGGAAAUUGAUAGUUUAUUACAAAAGGGACUUAUAAAACCCUCUAAAUCUCCAUGGUCUUGUACUGCCUUUUAUGUUAACAACGCUGCAGAACAAGAAAGAGGUGUUCCCAAAAUGGGAGGAAAUGACCCUCCUCCUUGGUCACAAGCACGUGGCAGAGGGGGUGAAAAUCGAGGAAGAGGAAGAUCAACCUCUCAGUCUUCUCAAAGGUCGUCAUACGACUCAUCAUUUCACAUAAUACUGGGAAACAAGAGACUGGAUAAUUCAAAAAUUGAAGAGGCAUCAUCAUUCUCUUCAACUAUCAAUUUAAAGGAUAUUCCAACAGAUAGUCCAUUAUAUGAGCAAUUACAAGCAUAUCUACAAACAAAAGAGCAAGGUCAUAUGUAUGCUUCUUUAGCAAAAGAGGGAGAUAUUCAAAAAUGCUCUGAAAAAGCAACUGCCAAAGAAAUUAUAUUUCUUUCGGAAAACUCUGAUAUUCAGAGAAGCAACGAACUUUGGAAGUUAUUCCAAUCAAAAUGA